AUGGAUUUAUGUGACAUGUAUAAUAGAUUUUUGCACAAGUAUCAUGAUUUCUUAAAAAGUAUUCGCUGUAAUAUUGAGAAUGCUUUCAAGAAGGAAGAGAAACGUUUGAAAAAACUCAUGAUUUAUAAAUUUAUUUCGUUACACUUGCAUGCCUUUGCCAUUUCCUCUAUGUAUAUGGAAAUGCAAGAAAAUCCUGACCGGGGCUAUUAUAUUAUGGUCGCCCUAAACACAAUGCAAGGUCUUUAUCUUUUGACGGCCAAUUUACAAUUUAUGUUGGUGUUAUGUCAAAUGAAUUUAAGAUUUUCCUAUAUCAAUCUUUCUCUAGAAGCGUUGCAGCAUGAAAAGUUCCCAGCCAACGAUUUAUUGAAUUAUUAUUUAAUUUUGUAUAAAAUGCAUAUGGAAUGUUUUCAAAUGGCACGUUUAGUUCUGAAGUCUAGUAAAACGGUGACUUUUUUUAUGCUGCUGAAAAUUUUCACCACCAACAUUAUAAUAUUGUAUCAUGCGGUAUUGGUGAUAAUGAGCACUUUACAUUCGAAUAAUACGGGAAAUUUGAUUGGUACUUUGUGUAUAGUGAACUUUUACUGGGACACUUUACUGAUAACUACGGCCAUUGAUCAGGUUUUGGCUUCGUGUAAUCGGACGGCAUCAAUAUUACAAGCAACUUGCUUUGAAUUGAGGCGGCGAGAGGAUCUAGAGAUGUUUGCAAAAUUAACGCAAUUGGUAAGUAAUGAAAAUCAUUAA
Messenger RNA from Calliphora vicina (urban bluebottle blowfly), 741 nucleotides. RefSeq names its product putative gustatory receptor 58a. The transcript has a single exon. Bases 1 to 741 code for a protein of 246 amino acids. The record is from RefSeq and is a predicted model, not a curated record. NCBI's taxonomy places the organism in Eukaryota, Metazoa, Arthropoda, Insecta, Diptera, Calliphoridae.